This is a messenger RNA of Cyprinodon tularosa, 3104 nucleotides long. Its product is annotated as centrosomal protein of 95 kDa-like. NCBI's taxonomy places the organism in Eukaryota, Metazoa, Chordata, Actinopteri, Cyprinodontiformes, Cyprinodontidae. The transcript has 21 exons. The coding region runs from base 194 to 2782 and encodes 862 amino acids. The record is from RefSeq and is a predicted model, not a curated record. Gene Ontology annotation, cellular component: centrosome; spindle pole.
UACUUCCUCAAACAACAGCGAGCUAACGUCCAAUCAAACAAGACCACAGUUUUGAAUGUGAGCCGAUACCGAAAAACUACAGCACCGAUACCAAUCUAUUGGGCCCCGGUUCACCAUUUGGGACUUUAUCCUUUUUUUGGCUCAUCGUCACCUUUGAAACCCCAGCGACCUUUUUAUCUUCCACAGUUAUUUCAUGGGAACCCAGGAGGGAGAGAGAAACUGGGUUGAUGUGGCAAACAAUCUCCUCAGCAGGUGUAACGUAAACCUUAGGGUGGGGGUGCUGUCGGACUGCAAUGCACAUGUUUUCAUUACUUUAUACGAGAAGAUCCUCGGAGAGACGGUUCCAGAUUUUAUUAAAUCGCCGAGCAGUCUGGAAGAUGAGGUCCACAAUGUUCAAUCUGUGAUUGACUCUCUGUCUCUGGAUUACCUUCAGAUCAGCCUCUCCCACAUCACAGGAGAAAAUGUGGUGAGAGGAGACAAAGAGUCGAUCAAGAACCUCCUGGAAAUCUUCGAUGGUCUCCUGGAAUACCUCAAUGAGGAGUCACAGAAUGGCGAUGAACUCAAUGACCCCCAAAGUGGAGAUGAAGCGGAUAAAAACAAGAAGCCAUCGAAGGAGCCACAGCAGGAGGAGACGGCGGUGUCACCCGGUGCAGAAAACACUGAGGAGGCUGGAUCGGCCUGUGGGCUCGACGGUUUUGGAGGCUCUGAUCAAAUAUUCACUAACAAACAAGAAGAAGAACCCGCUGUCCCUCCAGAAACAUCAGACAGUGUCACAGGUCCGGUUGACAAUGGGAGAGCUCCACACAGUCAACAGAUCUAUUCAGCCAUCCCGUUACAGCCACCCAACCAGUCUGACACCCCCCACUCUGUCCCUGACGUCGCCCCCCAGUCCCCCAGCUGUCCCCUAACAGCUGCUCCCCUCAUCCAAGGACCUUCAGAGGAGGAAACGCCUGAGCCAGCACAGGCUGAGAACGCUAACAUGGUAACAGAGAGCCUGACCAACGGAGUGUUGUCCCCCACACCAAGCUCGUCACCCGCUGAAAGUGAGGAAUCUCUUUCUAGUCCGCAAAGAAGUGAGACAGAAAUGGAAGGAGAGACUCUGGAGCCGUCUAAUGGAGGUCCAAGGAGGGUUUUAUUUCGCACCCAGCCAGAUGUGCUCUUUCUCACCCUGCAGGAUGAGGGGGCGGCCGCCACGCCUUCACCACCAGACACUGAGGAGGACGAGGAAGAUCUGAGUUAUACACAACGAUUUAGGGAAAGAGGAAGAAGUCACAGAAAACAGACAGACAUUCGCAGCAGGACGGUACCAGAAAGUUCAAAAGAGUCUCUGGCUAAUCGGAGGAGAAGGAACAAGGAAGCAGAGGAGGAGUUGCACCACAUAUCUGAGAAGCUCUCUCUGCGGCUGGAGGAACUGGAUCUGAUGCUGAAACGAGUUCUGGGAGAAAGUGAUGAGUCCAGUGAAACGAGGGAGGCGGACAGGCAGUCCGGCUGCAGUGACGGCAUCAUGGAGGGUCAGAGGACUUUAAGACAACGCAUAGGCUCACCUGAUCUGCAAUCCACUGAGCAAACACGCUCUGCGUCACCUUCUCCUCCUCGCGAUCCUAGCUCCUUACACGGACAGCUAGAGGAAGCCAUUGCAGAGGCUUUGAGCCUGGAUGACGGGAGACAGACUAACCUCCAAGUUACUGACCCUUUAAAACAGGGAGAGUCACACUUCAGGCCGCCUCGGAGAAAUUACAACCAGCAUCUGGAGAAUGAAGCUUAUGAAGAGGAGCUGAGGGGAUAUGAAGAGAGAGAGCGGACAAAACUACACAAAGCCCGCCUCAAUGCUCAGAAGGCUGAGCAAGAGUACAGGGAGGCCAUCCUACGAGAUGUUUCCCCAUCAUCCAGACCGUCUCCCAGCAAAACAAAGACGCAACGUAAAAAAACACGAACAGCACAACCAGUCGCACAAAAAAGCCUCGACGGCCCCAAGAAAGCUCCAUCAUUGAGAAUAAAAGAGAAUGAACUUCUCCCUUUGCUGCGGGAGGAACUGCCUCACCUUCAAGUCUCUCCUCAUGCUUUGGGCCGAAUGUGGGAGCAGCAAAUGCAGCAGGUGGACAGACUCCGUGCUUCAUCCUCCUCGCACAGUCCACAUCACUACAAACUCUCCAAGCAGUUGGAGGAAGCUCAGAGGAAACAUGACCUGCUGGUGGAUCUCGUGCAUAAAGACCAGGACCACAGCAGACGUCUGCGGGAUUUCAAAGAGCGCAUCCAGCAGCAGAAGUCUGUGCAGAACAGACUGAGGGAGCAGAGGCAGCAGGUCGCCCGAGCUAAGAAAUACCACAACGACUACCAUGUUCAGCACAGCGCCCGCCUCAUGAGGGCUCGCACUAAGGAGGAGAAGAUGUUUCGGCAGCUCUUUGAAGAAGGUCUGCAGUUACAGAAGCUCAGAGUGAGGGAGCAGAGAGCCUACGCCAAGGAGCAGCGACUGGAGCAUCAGAGACGACACCAGGAUCAGAUCGAGUCCUUGGAGAACUACUACAAGGAUCAGUUUUCACUACUUGCUGAAAAACUUGCAGAGGAGCGGCAAGAGAUCCAGGCUCGGAAAAAAGCUCAAGAAAAGGCUCUGCUGAAAAUGAAGCGAGAGCUGCGUUCUCGGAUGGAGCGGGAAAUUAGGGACCUACAGAGAAUCAUCAUCCAGAACGAUGAGGACGACUACUUCCAGGAUCUAGAGGUCCAGAGGCUGCGGAGCAGAGUGAACAUGGCUUCCUUCCAGUACAACACCAGCUAUCUACACUGACCAGGAAAACCAGAGCAGUGCAGGUCCAAAUCUGGGAUUAUAUCUACAUCCGCGGAAAGACUUGCAGCAGAUUACUGUAAUUCAGAACCAACGGUACAAGAAUCUAACGCACAAACCUUCUCAGGCCUCUUUUUUUUUUUUUGAUUUGCACAGAAGAGAACGUGACGAGUGUGAGAACGCAAUCUUAAAUUUUAUUAAUGAAUUUCACACACUGACAAAAUGUAGCUUUAGCUCAUGUAGCUAACUCUUCCUCCCUUCUGCUGCUACUCCUGAACUUCAGACGUCUUGGACCAAGUCCUCCUCCAUGUCCUCCUCCUCCUCG